Magallana angulata is the source of this 1269-nucleotide messenger RNA. Its product is annotated as SH2 domain-containing protein 4A-like. The transcript has 3 exons. NCBI's taxonomy places the organism in Eukaryota, Metazoa, Mollusca, Bivalvia, Ostreida, Ostreidae. Bases 100 to 369 code for a protein of 89 amino acids. Gene Ontology annotation, cellular component: cytoplasm. The record is from RefSeq and is a predicted model, not a curated record.
GAUUAUAAAUACAAAGACUUUUAUUUAAUGCGAGCUCUGUGUGUUCACAUAAAUCUUGAUAAACCAUGCCCUAUAAUGUGAGUUGAUUGAAUCUUACAAAUGUUUUCCUAUCUUUUUACCCAGGAACAAGUCCGGAGGUACAAUGAGUUUGAGAAGAAGAAUCAAGAUGACCGGAUUCCAAGGAAACCCAAGAAAGGUAGAAAGAACGUGGACUUUCUGUUGGGCAAGAACGGCAGGGAGUGGGUCUGGGUGAUGGGUGAACACAAAAACGACAAAUCUAUAGACGAGAUGAUCGAGUUAGAGAUUCAGGAGAGUGCACUCAAGGAGGCCGAGCGCGAGAUCGAGGAGAUCAGAAAUGAAAUGUGGUGAUAAUAAACAGUGUUCCGAGGUCCAAAGAAAAAAUACAAAACAGGAGCAGAGGAAACAUGGACCUCUACAAAAAUUAGAGGUAGGAUCAGGUGGCAUGAAGGAGUCAGCAUUUUCUGCUGAACGGUCCUGACAUUGUAUGACUUUUGGAGUUUAGUGUUUGAUUGUGUAAUUAAUGCAACAAAUCUUGACUCCUGAAUGAUUUUAUGCAAUGGUCAAAAUGCAGCAAAAACAUUUUACCUUUGGAAAAUUUGAAUGCCUCGUAAAAAUCAUACUGAGGUUUUCUGGUCUAUAGUAAAACCCUAUAUAUUAUGUCAUCUGUGUAGUUUUAACUCUUUGUUAAAAAUGGGUUGUUUAAGAUUUCAUUGAUUUUUAAAUGUUUAUUUUAAUUCUGUUUUUCGUAGUUUUAACUUGAUUAUCAAUAAAUUCUACUAUAUUGCGCCAAGGAAAACAUGUAUGAAAAGUUACUGUAAUGAAACCUUUGUUUUGAGUUGGUCAGAGGAACCACAAGUUUCAGGUACUUUUUGAUUUUAGCUUAUAUUUAAGCGUUGACUUUCUGAUAUAUCGGUAAGCAGUGAAUCAAUGUCAUAGUUGGAGUCUAGGAUUUCAAAUGUCCAUAUCUUCAAUAAGAUUGAAAGUAAGGUCAUAAUCCUCCUCCAAGUUAAUUAGUCUACACUACAUGAACAUUUAUUAUAUUCUGAAUGUUUCAAUUUUUUGCAUUGAAUUAAACUUAAUUUUGAAGGAGUUUCCAAAUGCAUGCCUGAGAAAAGGUUUAAAAAGUUUUUAUUUGAAAUUGAAUUUUUCGUAUUUUCAAAUUUAUUUUAACGGAAAAAAAUACACUUAAUGUGAAUAUUGAGCAUUGAAUUUUGACUUUCAUUUGCAACCAUAAAUGUGUAUUUGUCU